AUGAAGAAGGCAGCUGCAAAGAAAGCUGAGAUCUCCAAAGGAAAAGAACACUCAAAACCGACACUUCCGACAAAACAGACCGAUCCACCAAACUGGUCAAAGCCGAGACCCAGCAACUCCUUCACCAGGUCAGCGUGGUUGUUCAUUUACUACAUCGUUAACUCAGACUCAUCUGUAUCCUCCAGUAUGAAGAAGCAGGUUGAGGAUCUCGUCGGUCAGAUGUUUGCUGAGUUCACUGCAACAGAAUACGAGGAGAACGAAGAUGGAGACAAAUACAUCUACGUCCGAGCGGGUGGAGAGGUUCUGCGUAUCGUCGUCUCCAGAGACGGAAGCGUCCAGUUCUUUGGGGACGAGUGA
Knipowitschia caucasica is the source of this 357-nucleotide messenger RNA. The record is from the annotation of a GenBank genome assembly. Lineage: Eukaryota; Metazoa; Chordata; Actinopteri; Gobiiformes; Gobiidae.